AUGUCACUCACGGACACAGGGGCCGCUUUCGUAAAGCCAAUCGUCGACACAGAGCUACUGCAGAAUGAUAAAGAUCCUCUACCUGAUGGUAUAACCUCAGCAAACGGAACUCUCAUGGUAACAGAAUCUAAGAAGACCCAGGCGGGAAACUACUCCUGCCACGCGUCAGAUGGAGAUCAAACUAUAACGGCCAAGAUCACCUUAGAUGUUGUCGUAUCUCCGAGGGUAUUAGAACCUACUCCGGGCCAGCAGAUGCAUGUGACGGUAGGACAGACGGUAUCUCUGAAUUGCUUGGCGGUAGGCGACCCACCACCUACUACCCAUUGGGAUAGAAACCUCAGCAUACUACAUCAACAAAAUGGCACUGACGCCGAUGAAAGUGCAAACUCUUCGAUUUCAAGAUUGGUGAUAUUAAACAACGGCACACUCCUGAUAGUGAACGCGUCGGAGGUAGACUCGGAUCGAUACGGCUGUACGGCCGGCAGUGCUGCGGGGCUGGCGAGGAACGAACUAGAACUGAUCGUACAUCCAGUAGGUGAUCUCCCCCCCUCAGAGUCUUCUGGCGUGGCGGGUAAAGCUGUGUUAGUCUCUAUCACAGUAGCGGGCGCGUACAUGAUACUGGUGCUAGCUCUCAUGAUGUACUGCAGGAGGAGACGGCUGCAGAGGAGGCAGAGAGGAGAGAAAUUAGAAUUGGAAAUGGCAGAAGGCAGAGAGAAGUUAGUAGAAGAAGAUAAGAAGACAAACGGAGCUACUCAGAACGGGAGACUACUGUGUGAUAAAGAGAGUGGAGCUGAUAAUUCAGAAGUUUCCGGUACAUCAAGAACAUCAAAAAAAUCCGGGCAAUAUGAUCACCUCAGUGUACCCAAGACAUUACUCACUGAUAUAAUAACAUUGGGUCGCGGUGAAUUCGGUGACGUGAUGCUGGCGAAGAUAGAUCUCGCUCAAAUAAAGAAAUUGAAAAACAAAGAUGAUGACUCUGAGAGUGUCAUACAACCGGUACUGGUGAAGGCGCUCACUACUAAGGAUAAUGUCCAACUGUGUGAGUUCCGUCGUCAGUUAGACCUGUUCUCUCGCGUGAGGGACGAACGAGUUUGUAGACUACUGGGAUUAUGUACUGAUGAAGAACCUCACUACAUGCUACUAGAACAUACGGACUGGGGUGACUUAAAGACCUUCCUAAUCGCGACCCGGACCCAAGAAGAAAACGAGGAGUACAUAGGUCGUGUGGGCCCUGGUCACGGCCUGCCGCCCACGACCACGAGCAUCGAGCCGCUCGCCCACGGACACAGGCUGGCGCUGGCCGCACACCUGGCUGCCGCCGUGGGCAGGCUCGCCCACAAGAGACUCACGCACAGAGACAUCGCCGCACGUAAUUGCCUCAUAACGUCUUCACUGACCCUCAAACUGUCUUUGCCGGCUCUCACUAGAGGGCCCCACUCACACGAGUACUACAAAAUGCAUGACACGGUAAUUCCCCUUCGUUGGUUGCCCGUUGAAGCGGUUUUGGAAGACGAGUACUCCAUCAAGUCUGAUGUAUAUAUGUAUGGAGCUACUAUAUGGGAGAUAUACACUAAAGCUGAGUUGCCGUUCGCCAAACUGAACGAUAACUCUGUGUUGGAGCGACUCAGGAGUGGCUCGCUGGAAUGGACCACGCCUCAUGACAUGCCUGAGAAACUACAGGAGUUAUUGAACCGUUGUUGGAGUAAGUCUCCCACAGACAGACCACAGUUUCCGGAAAUCUGCGAAGAAAUAAACAACAUGAUAAAAGAUUUGGCGGACAACACUUCACAACACUCUGACAAGCAGGAGAAAUAA
This is a messenger RNA of Danaus chrysippus (African queen), 1815 nucleotides long. The record is from the annotation of a GenBank genome assembly. NCBI's taxonomy places the organism in Eukaryota, Metazoa, Arthropoda, Insecta, Lepidoptera, Nymphalidae.